Neltuma alba is the source of this 1629-nucleotide messenger RNA. RefSeq lists its product as uncharacterized. Gene Ontology annotation, biological process: protein transport. Bases 138 to 1364 code for a protein of 408 amino acids. The record is from RefSeq and is a predicted model, not a curated record. The transcript is spliced from 7 exons. NCBI's taxonomy places the organism in Eukaryota, Viridiplantae, Streptophyta, Magnoliopsida, Fabales, Fabaceae.
CUGUGAUAAUGUAUGAAGACCAGUCGCACAUUCAUCCUUCACGCCACCUCUGAUACAAGUCUUUCAGCGUAGCGUGUGAAUUGCCCCAAACGACUAUGGUACCAUUAGCUUGAGAAAAACACAAGAGUCGGGUGCCUAUGGGGAAGAAGCUUGAUGCUCUGUUUGGAAGAAGCUUCAAAGCCACAAAGUUCACCCCACUCGUUAACCUUGCCAUUGCUCGCCUUGCUGUUCUCAAGAAUCAAAGACAAACACGAUCCAAACAAGCCCUUUCUGAUGUCCUUCAACUCCUCCAACUCGGUCACCAUGAACGAGCUUUGCUUCGAGUUGAGCAUGUGAUCAAGGAGCAGGAUAUGAUUGACGUGUAUGAUAAGGUUGAAGGAUACUGCAGCCUAUUGAUCGAAAGGGUUCACCUCAUUGAACAAGAAAGAGAAUGUCCUGAGGAGCUUAAGGAGGCAGUAGCAGGUUUACUGUACGGAGCAUCACGGUGCGGAGAAUUUCCAGAGCUCCAAGAGAUUCGUGCAGCUUUGACAUGUCGGUUUGGUAAAGAAUUCACUGCUCGUGCGGUUGAGUUACGCAACAACUGUGGUGUCCAUCCACAGAUGGUCCAAAAGCUGUCAACAAGGAAGCCAAGCUUGGAGAGAAGACUGAAGGCACUCAAAGAAAUUGCCGCUCAGAACAGUAUUGUUCUGCAGCUUGAAGAAGUUUCUUCCUUAUCAUAUGAGGAACAACUGAAUGCGAAAACGCAAAACCAGCCUGAACCUGAGACCAGGGAAAAACAAGACCUCAACAUUUUACCUGAAGGAGGAAAUUUUGGUGGGUUAUCUGAUUCUUUCAAGGCUAGAGAAAAGUACAAGGAUGUUGCUGAUGCAGCACAGGCAGCUUUCGAGUCUGCAACAUAUGCAGCAUCUGCUGCCAGAGCAGCAAUGGAAAUCUACCGGUCCGAACCACGUGAUGAUGAUGAUCCGAGUAAUAGUACUAGCCCUCAGCAAAGAAAAUUAUUAGAUGGGCAUGAUCCUGAGAGAGCCACUACGUCUCAACAUGAACACAAGAAAAUUCUCAGUGAAAACCAAGGAGAAGAGUCUGACAAGAGUGCAGAGAAGCUAGGAAAGCAAGAAGACUUUCCAAGUUCAGAUUCAGUUGAUGAGAUUUUGAAGGAGAACAGUGUUUUCGUGAAUGAAGAAGUUGAGGUUGAGAAUGAAAGUCAAGAAAAAGAGCUACCUGUUUUUGCUGGAAUGGAGGUUGGAACAAGCUCUAGCCACCAAUUUCCAAAUCCAGUGUCAGGGUCCAAGAUGCAGAGCACGCCACAAUUGGACUUGCACAAGAGGCCAUUUUCUGUGCGGACUAGACAUGUACGGACCUACUGAAUUGGGAUCUUAAAGGGAACCACUAGCACCAGCUGGCUGUGGACAGAAUUCAUGAGUACCCGCCAAAAUGAGAGAUUCUUAAAUCGUUACUUGUGUACCAGAAUAUUUUUUUUUAGAUAUAUUUGCAAGAUAUAUAUGUGUGUGUGUGUGUAUGUGUACGCAUCAUUGAUUUGGUCUAUUAUUUACAUGUUUAUGGACUGAAUCUUACAAUAUUUUCCCCCAUAAUAAAAUGAGUCCAUUGAAACUUCCAUUUAUGGACCCUGUC